CAUCCCAGGGCUCAUGACCUGGCCCUGGGGCUUGUGGCUUCAUCCCAGGGCUCCUAAUUUUGUCCUGGGGCUCCUGAUUUCAUCCUGGACUGUCUGGCUGGUCCUGGGACUCACUGCUUGAUCCCAGGCCUGUCUGCCUCAUCCUGGGACUCCUCACUUCAUCUCAGGGCUCACCACUUCAUUCUGGGACUGACUACUCAUUCUGGGGCUCACGGCCUCGUUCUAGGGCUCCUCACCUUGUCCUGGGGCUCACCGCUUCAUCCUGGGACUGGCCACCUGGUCCCAGGGCUCAUGGCCCGGGCCUAGGGCUGGCUACCUAGUUCUGGGUCUCCUCAUGUCACUCUGGGGCUCGCUACUUCAUCCCAGGGCACACCUCCUUAUCCCUGCUCCCUUUGACUGCUCGUUUUUCUCUCCGCAGAAAAGCACCGAGGAUUUGCCUUCAUUGAAUUUGAGCUGGCAGAGGAUGCUGCAGCAGCUAUUGACAACAUGAAUGAAUCUGAGCUCUUCGGCAGGACAAUCCGUGUGAACCUGGCCAAACCAAUGCGGAUUAAAGAAGGAUCAUCAAGGCCUGUCUGGUCGGAUGACGACUGGCUGAAGAAGUUUUCGGGGAAGACUCUGGAGGAGAACACAGAGGAGGGGGCAGCAGAGGCCCCCAAACCAGAAACACAGGAGGGUGAACCUCCUGCUAAGAAAUCCCGGGCCAACCCUCAGGUUUACAUGGACAUCAAGAUUGGCAACAAACCUGCUGGGCGGCUCCAGAUCCUGCUGCGCUCGGAUGUGGUACCCAUGACCGUAGAGAAUUUCCGCUGCCUCUGCACCCAUGAGAAAGGCUUCGGCUUCAAAGGGAGCAGCUUCCACCGCAUCAUCCCCCAGUUCAUGUGUCAAGCUGGAGACUUCACCAACCACAACGGCACUGGAGGCAAAUCCAUCUACGGGAAGAAGUUUGACGACGAGAACUUCAUUCUGAAACACACAGGUCCAGGGCUGUUAUCGAUGGCAAACUCUGGUCCAAACACCAACGGCUCCCAGUUCUUCAUCACAUGCGAUAAAACAGAUUGGCUGGACGGGAAGCACGUGGUGUUCGGCGAGGUGACGGAGGGCAUGGAUGUGGUGCGGCAGAUCGAGGCUCAAGGUACCAAAGAUGGGAAACCGAAGCAGAAAGUGAUCAUCUCAGACUGCGGGGAGUAUGCGUGACGUUGGCUGGUGGAGGAGGCUGGAUGAGGUGGCUGUCUCCAGCCUGGCCUGGAGGGGCUGGAGAACUAUCUGGAUCGGGAAGGACCUGUGACCCGCUUCCAAAGCUCAACUCCUGCGAUAUCCAUAGAAAUCACCAUGCAAAGCUUGGCAUGACUGCUCCAGCCUGCAUGCGAGGUGGGGGAUUACCUCGAGAGGAAAGCAGCCCAUCUCAGAAAACAUCGCAUCUGAGCCUGUGACAUCUCCCAAGCCAGGCAGGACCAGUUCAGCUGGUGUGUUUGGUACAGACUUUCUACUUGAUGAAAAUAAAACCUAGUUUUAAAAAUAUU
Molecule: messenger RNA, 1520 nt
Organism: Struthio camelus australis
Lineage: Eukaryota; Metazoa; Chordata; Aves; Struthioniformes; Struthionidae
Source: RefSeq, a predicted model, not a curated record